Molecule: messenger RNA, 689 nt
Organism: Aspergillus japonicus CBS 114.51
Lineage: Eukaryota; Fungi; Ascomycota; Eurotiomycetes; Eurotiales; Aspergillaceae
Exons: 1
Coding region: 133-528 (131 amino acids)
Source: RefSeq, a predicted model, not a curated record
AGGCAUCAUGUGCUGUCUCUCGGACUGGUUCCGCAGGUACUGCAUUAUGACUAAGGCUAUAUACUUCGGAUCUAGGCGUCUAAUCUUCACCAAUCUCGCUUUCAACGUCGAUACAUACAUGAUUUCCAGCAUAUGCCUCUCUAUAGUCUUGCCUUGUCCUUCCAACGUGCAGUUUGUUUGUCUUUUUUUCGCCAUCUCAUUCAUCUUGAGCCUAUGUCAUACUGCAUGCCUGGCGCUUUUGGAGUCGGUCAUGAUUAUACAGUCUUAUUGCUCUUUUGUACAGAGUUUGGAGUAUCGUUGGGUCACCUUUUCCAUCAUCUUGCUUUUAGCCUUGGUGACAUCUAUAUUACAGUUUGGCAUGCAUGUAUCUUUCUAUUUCCCGGUUUGCCCUACAUGGAUUCCCCAUUACAGCUCCAUCGAAUGCUUUUUGACCUAACUUUGGCAGUUUUGCCUUCUUUUCUGACUUUUUCUCUGUAUUAUUCCUCGUUGCAUCUUGAGGAUUUGUGUUGCUUUGAUCUAUUGCUGUAAUAUAGACCACAUCGGCGGGCGGCUGCAAGUUAAAUUGAAUGACCUCUUAUGAAAAGCUGUCUUGUGAUAUGUGGGCCUUCAAUGAAACUUCAAAUGACUUAGAUGGUACUUGAAUACUACCAAAGCGUAAAUGUAAUAUUGCUUUUCUGGGCCUACUAAUG